AUGGGUGAAGCUACUGUCAAUGGCGACAUGCCGCAUUCUGCCUUCCUCUCGCAUAUACAAUCCUAUCCUCUCGUCUCAGACUCGAUCAAGACCAUCCAAGAGAACCCCUACGGCGUCAAAUCGAUCGAACUGACCAAUGCCGGCUACGCGAAAUUUGUCAAGCCCACGCUGCCCUACUUCCAGACCCCGGCGUCAUACGCAAAGCCCUAUGUCGCCAAGGCUGAUGAGCUCGGCGACAAGUUCCUGUCCAAGUUUGACGAGCAGGUGCCUAUUGUCAAAUCCGAGACCAAGGAUAUUCAGGAAAAGGUUAUGAGCUACAUCAAUUGGCCUCUCGAAACCGCAAACACCACCAAGGACUGGGCUCUCAAUACCUACAACGACGAGUACAAGAAGUGCGGGGGAGAUGGCUACGUGGCGGGCGGCAAGGCCGUCGUCACCACCUCGCUGAUUCUGAGCUCCGAUGUGCUCAAAUGGAUCAGCUCCUUCCUCCAGGCCAAGAAGGAGCAGGCCAAGGACGUUGUCAACGAAAAGACCAGCAAAUAA
Molecule: messenger RNA, 543 nt
Organism: Fonsecaea multimorphosa CBS 102226
Lineage: Eukaryota; Fungi; Ascomycota; Eurotiomycetes; Chaetothyriales; Herpotrichiellaceae
Exons: 2
Coding region: 1-543 (180 amino acids)
Source: RefSeq, a predicted model, not a curated record